Messenger RNA from Calypte anna (Anna's hummingbird), 3209 nucleotides. It is a transcript of the gene KLHL40, whose product is annotated as kelch like family member 40. Gene Ontology annotation, cellular component: I band; A band. Lineage: Eukaryota; Metazoa; Chordata; Aves; Apodiformes; Trochilidae. Gene Ontology annotation, biological process: negative regulation of proteasomal ubiquitin-dependent protein catabolic process; negative regulation of protein ubiquitination; skeletal muscle fiber development. Gene Ontology annotation, molecular function: protein binding. The record is from RefSeq and is a predicted model, not a curated record.
AGCAAGUGUUCCACAUUCCCAGUGUGCUGAAGGUCUGGAAGCAAGGGAGAGCCACCAGCCCUGCUUUGAGUGAGUUUCUUUACCAGUGAGAGAUAUAUUCAUAAAUAUCUAGAUAUUUAUUUUGAAAAAGGAUUGGGGAAAGAAAAAAAAGAAAAAAAGAAAGAAGAGGAGUGGUUACUCUUCACCAUGGGUUUGCCUUUCGAUCAAGCAGAAGAACUGCGCCUCUACCAACAAACUCUCCUCCAGGAUGGACUCAAAGACAUGUUGGACCACAAUAAGUUCCUGGAUUGUGUCUUGAAAGUCAAGGGGAAGGAGUUUCCCUGCCACAGGCUGGUGCUGGCAGCUUGCAGCCCCUAUUUUCGAGCCAUGUUCCUCUCAGACAUGGAAGAGAGCAAGAAGAGGGAGGUCAGUUUGGAAGACGUUGACCCAGACGUCAUGGGCAAGAUCCUCCAUUAUAUCUACACCUCCGAGCUGGAGAUCACAGAGCAGAACGUGCAGGACAUCUUCUCCGUGGCCAACAUGUUCCAGAUCCCUUCCAUCUUCACUGUCUGUGUGUCCUUCUUGCAGAAGAGGCUCUGUCUCAGCAACUGCCUGGCUAUCUUCAGGCUGGGCUUGAUGCUGGAUUGUGCCCGGCUGGCGGUGGCCGCUCGGGAUUUCAUCUGCGACCGCUUCGCUUUGGUUUCCCGGGAUGAGGAAUUCUACCAGCUCUCCCCCGACGAGCUGAUUGCAAUCAUCUCCAGUGACUCCCUCAACGUGGAGAAGGAGGAGACAGUCUUCGAAGUGGUGAUGAGAUGGGUGGGGACCAAGGACCAUGACAGCCGGCAGAAGGCCCUGCCUGUCAUCUUCGAAAGCAUCCGCUUCCGCCUGAUGCCCAACGACUACCUCAAGGACCAAGUGGAGAAGCACUCCAUGAUCAAGUCCAGCCCAGAGCUGCUAAAGAAACUGCAGAUGGUGAAGGAUGCUCAGAAAGGUAAAAUCACCGUGGUGAAGAAGAAGAAGGUGAAGAAAAGCAGCGAAAAGCAAGGGAACGACAACGUUGUCAAUGGAGCAGUGGAUGAGGAGGAAGAUGCAGAGGAGGAUGCUCUCCCGGGGAUCUUAAAUGACACAAUGCGCUUUGGGAUGUUCCUCCAGGACCUUAUUUUCAUGGUGAGUGAGAGUGGAGCAGUGGCCUAUGAUCCCACUGCCAACGAGUGCUAUUUUGCCUCCCUGUCUGCCCAAAUCCCGAAGAACCACGUCAGUCUGGUGACCAAAGAGAAUCAGAUCUUCAUUGUUGGAGGACUGUACUACAACGAGGACAGCAAGGAGGAUCCCAUGAGUUCCUACUUCCUCCAGUACGACCAUCUGGAUGCAGACUGGCUGGGGAUGCCCCCCCUGCCUUCCCCUCGCUGCCUCUUUGGCUUGGGAGAGGCUUUCAACUCAGAGUUGAAAGAAGGAGAGAAGACCCUGGACUCGGUCCUGUGCUACGACCGCCUGUCCUUCAAGUGGGGUGAAGCUGAUUCCCUUCCCUAUGCAGUCUAUGGCCAUGGGGUGGUGUCACACAAGGAACUUGUCUACGUCAUUGGUGGCAAAGGAAGUGACAAGAAGUGCCUGAAGAAGAUGUGUGUCUACAACCCAUCCAAGUUUGAGUGGAAGGAGCUGGCUCCCAUGAAAACUGCCCGCUCCUUGUUUGGAGCCACCGUGCACAAGGACAAAAUCUACGUAGCAGCCGGCGUGACCGACUCCGGCUUGACCAACACGGUGGAAGUCUAUGACAUUGCCACCAACAAGUGGGACACCUUCACUGAGUUCCCCCAGGAGCGCAGCUCGGUCAGCCUGGUGAGCUUGGCUGGGGUGCUCUACCUGCUCGGAGGCUUUGCCACGGUAGAGACAGAGUCAGGAGAGCUGGUGCCAACAGAGCUGAACGACGUUUGGAGGUAUGAUGAAGAGCAGAAGAAAUGGGAAGGUGUUCUCAGGGAGAUCCAAUACGCCUCUGGUGCCACUUUCCUUCCCGUGCGCCUCAACGUUUUGCGCCUGACGAAGAUGUAGCCAAGAGUGAUUGAUUUAUUUAAUUUUUUUUUUCCAUGGGGUUCUGGGGCAAGGAGGGAUGGGAAGGGAAUCCAUGUUGAUCAGCAGAGAGAUGUGGCAUCUGCAGACUGUGUAGGACAUUGCAUCUAUGAUUGGGAUUUACUCAGGCAAAUAGGAAAAGGGGGAAACGGUCUGGAAGCCCAAUGGGAACUUGAAGAUGUUGACAAGAGAGUUGGAGAAGGGAUCUGGAGAAGCCCUGAGAAAACUGAGAAGACUGGUGAGCUGGUGAGCAAUGAGCUGUUCCAGGCUCAGUAGACAGAACAAAAAGAUCACACCCAUGUUCCACUUCUUUCUCUCUUUUUUCCCAUCUUCUCAACUGUUGUUAAACCUCUCCAGCCAAUGGUGAAGGUAGAAGGUGGGUUCCAAGGGAUGUUUCCCAGGGAGGAGGGUCUACAAAGUAUUUCCCCAACUAGGAUCUUUGUGGGCAUGGUUCUGGAGACUACCUUGGAGAGAAGGAAGGAUCAAAGUCAAGUAGUAAAGGAGAGCCCUGGGGGACUUUGAGGAGUUCCCAAGUGAUGGGGGCUGUUGGGAUGUGACAGGAAAAAAAAAAAAAAAAGAGAAUGCAGGCAGCAGAAAAGCUUUGGAAGUUGCAAUGGACAGAAAAUAGUCUUGGUUCUUUGCCUCCACCUUGACUUUGGCCUAAGGAGAAGCCAGGAGCUACAGGAAGGCAAGAGUCAUGUGAGGAGAUGGGUAGGAAAGGGGGGAAGAGAUGGGCACUGGGGGCAUCUGUAUUCAUCUUUUGGGCUCCUCAGGUUCAAUCACAGAUGAUUAUGUCCUCACUUGUCAUUGGACAAGUGCUGUUUUUAAGGGAAAGGUUUUAUAUUUAUGGUUUUUUCUCUUAUUUUUAAUGUUCCGAGGGUUUUUUUUAUUUUUUUCUUUUUAAAGAGUAUUCUAGUUUGCUAAGCACACAGAGAUUUCAGAUGUGGUUGGCUCCAAGAGAGCUUCCCACUGAGGAAAAAUAUAAUUUGUUUUGUGGGCUGGUUUUUUGUUUUUUUUUUUUUAAGUUAUCCAUAAUGAUGUUUUGAUAGAAACACAACUGUACUGGCAGCAAGGCAGAGAGCUGCUAGAGCAAAAGUCCCCUGAUGCCCACACCAUCUGACCAGUGGUUAAUUUGAAAAUAAACCAUUAGGCUACUUCAAAAGAAA